AAAGAAAUGGAAAGAGAGAUAAAACAUUCCAUUGAAAGAAUAUGUUUUAAAAUGUUGCAAUUUUCAUUCAAAUCUGCAGUACUUAAUAGAAGAACACAAUUAAGAUAAACCUGAUUUAUGACGUAAUGAGGCACUUGUUGAUUCUGAUGUUUCUUAUCCUUGGCAACAUCCCCAUCGUAACGCAUACAUCCCUUCCCCUUUUUGGAUGCAACAUCACACCAGUGUGAGUUCCAGCGUGUCCUUCUUCACAGCAGCAAGGUUUCAAGUUAGAACAACAACAAAAAAGGAACUUGUGCGAGAGCAUGACUCAAUCAACAAGAAUUCGGAGAAGAUCUUACAGGCAACAAACGGUAUAUGCGUACGAGUAACGUCUAUUCACGCGAGACGAUAAUGCUUCUCCGGAGAUGAACGAAAUCAUGAGAUCAACUGCCGAGAAGAGCACGCACAAUCUGCCUCUCGAUGGUUCGGCUUUCACAGGACUCUUGGCAAAGUACCGCAGCUUCAUCGGUGGAGUGCGUAGAAAUUUGCAACACACAAUCCGAACAGCACACGGGUUCACACUCUCGGCACUUGUCCGUCCAGCGUUGAGAGUUCGUUGCAGCUGGCUGCAAAACCAGUGGCAGAGGACGGCUCUGCCGAAAAAACAAAAAAAAAAGUUAGUGCUUCGAUCCGCUCGGCAAAUGCUCACGCUGGUCGCAUCGUACGGUUCAGUACGAUACAGGCCGAAAGCGAACGAGGACGUCCCCCCCGGGUGGUGAAGUAUCGCGAGCUGUCAGUGCUGUAAACCGAUCUGUGUGGAAAAGGUUUCGCCCGUACGGUCGAAGGGUGUUGCUCGAUCUCGGGCGUUAGAUGUGGUUCGUUUUUUUGUUGUUGUUGUUGGGUUAGCGGGUUGGGAAUUCGACGAUGUAUCGAUUGUUGUAGUCGAUUCCGGUAAUUGAGGAUAUCGUGCGAGUGAAAGUGGGCCCCAGUGAUCAUUGGGGCGUGCUUCGUCUAGUGUGACGAAAGGCGCACGGGUACGCCCCGUUUCGUGGUGGUGAAUGGGAACCAACGCGAAAGGACCAGCCUGAAUUAUCUCGGUUCGACCACGUGGUUCCGCAUCGGUACGUUGCCAUUACUGUCGGGGUCUAGGCAAACGAGUGCUAACGAACCACUUGGAUGGUGACCGUGUGCGUGUCUUGGGUGUUGUGUAAAGCCUUAGUGUCUCGUAAGCGUAUCCUGCGAAAGCCUCCUUCAAACCCAACCCAACGACGGGGUGUUGUGUGUAACUGUGGUGCGGUGAAAGUCCAUACAGACGAACAGGCAUUGCUGUGUCUGUUUUCGGGGGGGAUUGGGUGUUUGGUGAAGUACCGAUGAAGAAAAUGAUUAUACCGAUGAUGCCACUGAUGGCGCAGACGAUAGCACCGAUGAAUGCUGACGAUGCAGUUUUGUGCAUAAUUUAAGUGAGUCCUAUCGUUCUCUCUCUCGCUCGCUCUCUUCACCGGUGUAAGUGCAUCUUUACACCACGUGACCCUGAUCCUCACACCCGUUGCGGGCGUCUUGAGCGCCUUCCGCUUGACAUCCACUUACUUCCUCGGCAGUCAUCGGUGUCACCCAUCACCCGACGGUCUCUACUCCUUUGCAGGCAUGACUGGAUAGGGGGGAACCGGGUAUACGCAAUCGUGAUCGGUCGGUGAGUAGAAGCAAAAUUUAUGGCCGAUUCGUGCCUCGGCUCGUUGCUGAUGGAUUAGUUUCAUUGUGUGCUUCACCGCUAGCGUCGGAUCGACACGACAACGGCGAGGUUUGCGGGUAUACGCUUGAUGCAGCAUUCAAUGAACGCAGUAGAACGGUAAAAGCUGCAUUUGCUUCGUUGAACUUCAACCCCUCCUCAGGUGGUGAGUUGUGAAACAUACCGCCCACCCGUUUGGCUUCACAACCACUCUUCUGGACGUGUUCUCGGUGGUGAUGAUGAGCUACUUUAAAGUGUGCUAAAGAUUAAGUUAGCGAAGCGAAAAAAGAAAACAACAUUCCGUACGUAGUAGUUUAAGUGGUUGACAUCGUUUUCAGCACAUUGUCAAGUGGUUCGUUCAAUCGUGCAAACUUUCUACUCGUACUCGGAACCCACUUACCGCUUGUCGUACCUUCCGUCCAAAUGUACAUUCCCUGCCUUCCUAGCAUUCAGUGGUAAACGACGAGCUUUCCCGUCACUCCAUACUCCAUAAACACGAAGAAGAAGAGAAAAAAAAACAACAUUCCAAAAAAGGGAAACAACCGAGGACUACUUAAUCACUCAACCGAACCAAGCCUGGCAACGACAAAUUACAAUCGAUACAACUUUUCCGGAGCAACGAGCUAACUUCUCCUUCACGAUGGUAUCUGCGACAUAUCCAAAUCUGACGCUAGUACUCUUGGUGUUGUGUAUCGUCACCAGCCCGAUUGAGAGUCGAUACCGUGAGAAGGAUGUUAAGAAGGGAAAAUCUUCACCGCCUGUACUGCCACAGAUGAUAGUUCCCUCGCCGCUAAUGAACCUCUGCUCAGGCGAUCGAGAGAUGAAACUGGUCUGCCACUGCUCACCAGACGAUCCGCAUGUGAAAGCACAGAAAGCAAACUGUUGGAUCUUUAGCAAGGAACUCCCGCGUAAGGACACCAAUUGGCUCGCCUUCCAGACACAGUCCACAUUGGAGCAGUUAAAGAUUACGGUACAGAAGAUCGGUAACCUGGCGUACAUCCCGUCGGACGUACUGCACACGCUCAAGUACCUAAAGCAGCUAACGAUCGAGUACGGUGUGAUACCGGACCUGCUGAACUACGCUUUUGGCAAUCUGACCGAGCUGCGCAAUGUGACGCUGCACAAGAAUCAGAUCCGCAUCGUACAUCCGUUCGCGUUUGCCAACCAUCCUUUCCUGGAGGAGAUCAAUCUGGAACGUAAUGAGAUUCUCGAACUAGACAAGGAAGCGCUUGUACAUCUGCCAGCACUGCGGAAGCUUAAUCUGGAUUUCAACAAUCUCUCCAUGCUGCACGACGACGUGUUCGUUUAUCUGACCAGCCUGGACGAGUUGAAGCUCGAAUCGAACCAGAUAUCUGUGUUGACGCGCGAAAUUUUCAAGGGCCUUGGCAAUCUAAGAAUACUAAAGCUGACGGCCAACAGUUUAACCUUCAUCGGUGAUACAAUCUUCGCGGAGCUGUGGAGUCUACAGGAGCUGGACCUAGAUCACAACCAAAUCGAGAAACUAUCUGCCCGUGCUUUCGACGGGUUGAACAACCUGCGGAAGCUUAACCUAGAGAACAACCGGCUGAAGCGGCUCGAACGGGGCAUCUUUACUGGCGUACCGGCCGUCCUUAAUCUCAACCUAAACUCCAAUCAGCUGGAAACGAUUACGUACAACAACUUCCUGCCACUAAUGGACAACCUAGUCAACAGUACGGCCAUUCUUCAUCUCAAAGAUAAUCGAUUUCUAUGUGACUGCCGGCUGCUGUGGCUGUUCGAUCUACGCAACAACACCAAAAACGAAGAUCUCCGGUACACACUGCAGCACGUGGAAUGUCUAUACGACAUCAAAGGAAUCUACGGGACGCCAUCGCUAACGCACAACCAACUGAAAGAGUUUGGCCGCAGCCAACCCCAGGACACCAUCCUGUUCGACGAAGAGUACUACGACGAUACGGGCCACCGCAAACCGGGUGUCGUGUUACAGAAAAAGUUCAGCUCAAGUCGAUCCGUUCCCGAUGGUAGCCAGGACAAGAGCCAACUGCAACCCAUCACACUGAUGAAACUACGUAAGGACACGAUUCUACCCUGCCCGAAGGAACUGGACGAACCGACGGAACUACCACUUUCACGGGAGUCGAUCGGACUCGAUAUGGGUUGGCGUUCGUCGGUGACGGCUACGAGCGAAGGUUCGACUUGCAUCCAUUCGAUGGUACUGCUAGGUAUGUGUUGUCUACUCUCCCUUGCCCGGUAUGGGCGAAGAUGUUAGUUUUGGAAGCAUCACACUAACCAACCAGUAAUGUCGACAAACUAUCUUACUGCAGCAGGUUUAAGCAGCGGAGUGGGUCGUGCGUGUAUAUGACUCUCGUAGACAUUUUGUUUAUUCCAUAAGAUCUCAUGUUUCAUUGCUCUGCUCGAGCGUUCUAUUGUUUCGUAUGUUAAGAAAGCAAAUGCGACGAAUAGUGGCUGCACACAAAAGGGAGAACUGGUGUAAAUAAUGAUGUUAGAUCAGAGUAGCAAAUCGAUGAUUUGCGUUAGCUAAAUAAAGGUAAUUUAGAUCGAAAACGAAUUUAUACGAUGCCAAGGAUGUUCGGUUGAUUGUGUCUCGAGGCUAACAACUGAACGGAUGCUACACAUGCAGGAUGCAUGCAUGAAAACAAUGCCCACAUUUAAACAUCGAUGGCAUGCAUCGAAGGCCGAGAGGAUGGUUAAGCGAUGAAGAGGUGAACACCUUGCAAGGUGUUCCAUUGCCUUGUACAUAGUACCUUUCCCACCCUUCUGUUCAGGCACCAUUGCAGCAUUCGAUACGGAAAAUGGUUCCGGUUUCGGGUCCGGUAUCGCUCACUUAGUAACAAUGUGCACCAAAAACACUUUCACUCACGCAAGUAUCGGCUAACUCUUACUGAAUGUACAUAGUAGCACACGGUAUGAUAUUACGUCUUACAAUACAAUUUGAGCGACCAGCACAAAAACGAUUCCUUUUGUCUCUCGGCACAUACUGCUAUGGCUUGGCGGUUGGUUCGAUCAUGACUCCAUUGCUUUUUCAAAGCUUUUUUUUCUACAGUAAAACAUAGGAAUAUUAUUAUUUUAUUAUUUAUUUACAGGACAAUUUAAAUUUUAAGCUUUUAAAAUAAAAAGAGAAUUGAACUGUUUUUAGGCUUGUCUAAACAAAAGUUUCAACAAGGAAAGUUAAUUUUUACGAUAUUUUAACAAUUUGUUGCUAUUUUUUUUUCUUUUACUUUAAUAAGAUUUUUAAUGUGAAAAAUGUAACUAAAUUUAAUACUUAAAUAUUUAAUACUUAGGUUAAAUUAUCGUUCCUUUCUGGAAAACUGGUGGAAGGAAUUCGCUGACGUUUAAAGCUUUAUGAACUCCUUUUGAUUAUUUAAUGAAACACAAUUACUGUAAACAGCAACAUUUCCACCACCUUUCCCGGCCAGUGGGUUUUUACGUUUGUUACGUUUCAUUACCACCCAAAGACCUUCACAAUGAGCCUGUUUGACACCUCAUCAGGCGAACGAGUCGUCAGUUUCACGACCCCGCUUUAACGAGCCCAUUACCCGCCAGCAAACAUCCGAAGCUCGUUUCCCGUAGCAAAAAAAAAAGAAAAUUGACGUUUGUUGCUUCAUGUUUGGUAAUCUUUGCCAAGAAAGGGAAUUUCGAAAGAAGCUAAAAAUCAUGUCAUCAGAAUCAUAAUUUACAUGCACCGACGGCUAAAACGGAUGAAACAUUAGACGACGAUUUGUCGCUCGCACUGUUCUGUGGCUUCCUGAUACAGCGGAAGCCUAAACAUUGCAAGUGGUGAAUGUAUUUGUCCUUGUUGCCUUCUGUUCAUAGAAUCAUUUCUUCUUCCCACACACGCACACACGUGUCGUGUCGGAAAAUGUGUGGCACGAGUCGGCUGGUGCGCAUCUAUAAAAUGCCUACCAAGUGCCUGCCACGAACCGAAACCUUCAAAGCAGCUUGGUGCAAAUGAGUGAACCUAAACAACCGCCAAGGGUAACAAACAAACGGGGCUGAUGCCAGAAAUGCCAAACGGUACACGCACCGUUGACAGUGUGCGCAAGUAAAGUAGGAAGAAAAAGCACAAAACUUUUUUGUGAGAGAAAAAAAACACACACACAAAAUGAACAAGAACAAGGGAAUGGAGGAAAAAAAAUGAAAUGUUAAUAAAAUAACGAAGUACGUAAGCAUACAUUUACUGCACCGUAAAAAGUGUAAAAUGGGCAAACAUAAACCAUGGUUUGAGCGGGGCGCAAAACGACACGAGCAUCGGCGCUAUCGAUGCCUUUUACCGAUGGGAAAAAGGGCUGCUGAAGUUUAUUUUUAUUUCGUUUAUUUUGCAGCUUCUUUUUUGUUUUGUUGCUUGCUAUAUCUCGCUGCCCGCACACAUACAAAUUCGCACCAGGGGAAGUUGAAGGUUCCCUGUCGCCCGGUCGUUCCCGUUCCCGGUCGUAACUGUUUGCCUAACUGCAGGCGCUACCAGACGCCAGCCAGUGGAAGUGUUGCCAGCAUGAGUUUUUCAUUUUCUCGACACGUCUUGAAGUCAGAGUUUUUUUUUUUGCUCGCUUUACACCACAUUCGGGGAGCUGAGGCAGGAGCGGGAACAGCAACAAAAAAUGCCCCUGUACAAUUACGCUGUUCGGUUUCGUCCUUUCGCCCGUUUCGUUUCCACCCAGGCAUCUUUGAAGGGUGUGCGUAUGAGGUCGACGAUGGGUCGUUGGGUGAAACGGAGCACCAAAUUAAUAUUUAAUGUACGCGCAGCUCGCUACAUGCGACUCGGGAAGCGAAGCAUAGGAAAUAAAAACCAAACCAAGUUGCGGAAUGUUAAAAACCAAACCCAAAAUUGAACAAGCUCGUGAAACAGCUAGACACAUGCGCAGCGUUUGUCGGAAUCCUCACAGGAAAUGGGAAGUUGAUUUUGCUCGGCAUGCUUCCGGGAGCUGUUAGGUGAAUCCAAUACUACGAGCAGACGGGAAAUGAGCACUAAAAACCGAAUUGAACAUCGUGUCUAAGACGUCCUUUAAGGUGGCCGCGGCCAUGGUUCAACUUCGGCAAUGAAGUGUUCGUAUCCGUGAUAACUUCACAAGAAACUCAAACCACACAGAUAUACUCACACUUCCACGGAUGUUACUAUGUGUAUUUGUGUGUGUGUGUGUUUAUGUCUGUGCAAGAACCAUCUUCGAGGAGCAGCCAAAGCAUCAUUGCAGCAUAAAACUAGCGCACCCAAUUAGUAGUCGAAUGUAAUCUACGUAAUUGAGUGUAAUCAUGUUACAAAGCUGGCUAGGCAAAAGCAAGGCAAAACUUAAUGCAGCAGCAGGGUGGAUGCGUUCGUAUUUUUUUUUCUCUCUUGUGUGUGUCCUCCCUAUUUCCCCACCUCUCUUCCUUUCCGUUUGUUUCCCGGAUGGUAGUGCAAAGUUUUCGCCCCAAACCGACUUACGUGCCCGGGGAGGGAUUAGAGCAGAUACUUCGAAAGUUCCCGUAACGAAGAUUUACGAGCUGAGCUACCGCCGGGACGUAUGGGCGCACAGUAAAAUUAUGCACCCGCAGGCCUACAGGACUGCGAGCAGCGCGCCGACAGGGUGAUGAAUGUGGUUUUAAGAGGAUGGUGACGAAAAACGGGCAACCACCCGACAACUCGAUUAGAAACGACCGUAGAUGUAUCGCGUACAUCUCGAGCUUCUGCACAAAGGCGAAAGGACACAGCACAUGGGGAAAGAAAAAACAAAACUACACAAAACGGCGGGAAGCUGUAAAAACUUGAGCUAAGCAAGUACAUGAAAUAUUAAAAAAUAUGAAAAACUCAAACCCUUAUCACCAGAUCCGGAUAGAGUAACGAUAAGCAAAACAAAACAAAAAAAAAACACACACACACAAAACCCAUUAUGUGAAAAAAACGUACAAGCAAGAUUUUGUCAUCUGUAAAUACUGUAUAAAUGUGAUUCUAGAUGUGCGAACAUAGAUACUCUAUCACUACAAAUGAAAACAACUACGCCCAAUGAGAAAAAAAAGAAACAGGCAAUAAAUCACACAUGAACAUGAAAACAAAGUAACAAAAACACUAGCGUAAAUAAAUCAUGAAACAGGAUGCAAAAUGAAACAUCACGAAAUGCUUCAACAGUCUCCAUACCCUCCUAAGAAAGGCCCUUACAAAACAAACACUUCAAUAACGUUCUUAAAAGAAAACGUGAAGAAAAAUUAAAUAGAAAACUUAAAGAUAUAAAGGUGACAACUAUUCUCUCGAUACAGGAGACUAAGAUUGUUCAGAAGUUUCGUUUUGAGUGUAAUUGAGUUUUCAUUUAGUUUUGUUUGGGAAUUCACAUUCCCAUUUUGAAGAAUGUUUGUACUCAUCUACACACAACAACAUAGAACAUACGAAAUCGAACGUGGUACACACGAGUGCGAGUGUGCAUUAUGAGACAGGGUGACAAUGAAGGAAAAGGAGAUGAGAAAAAAGAUUAUUUUAAGGCACACAACAACAAACAAACCAUAAAGGAAAAAUUGAAUACAAUGGAAAAGAAAUGCAUCCAUGUAACAUUUUUUAUGCUUCAGUGAUGUCCUUAACUCGACUAGGAUUAGUAACGUAUGGAAAGUAAAAAUAAAAAGAACAACAAAUCAUAAUUGACCUUGGAAAACUA
Messenger RNA from Anopheles funestus (African malaria mosquito), 8319 nucleotides. Its product is annotated as connectin-like. The transcript is spliced from 5 exons. Bases 2346 to 3953 code for a protein of 535 amino acids. Gene Ontology annotation, molecular function: protein binding. Lineage: Eukaryota; Metazoa; Arthropoda; Insecta; Diptera; Culicidae. The record is from RefSeq and is a predicted model, not a curated record.